AUGCAACGCCUUUAUUACAAGAAUCAAAUCAUAAAAAACAUAAACAUCACAUUUGGCGACGAGUUGAUUAUUAUUUACAAUGACAACAGGAAGGAAGCAAUGUUUUUGCGUUGUGCAGGUGUAGAGGUUUUUGAAAUUUACUGCUCUCUUCCUAAUCCGCCUCCAUCCCAACCCCCUAUAUCGUCUUAUAAAACUGCUGAGCAGAAAUUGAACACUCAUUUCGUGCCUAAAAUUAGCACAGAAUUUGAAAUAUUUAAUUUUCGACAAGCUAAACAGAUGAUGUCAGAGUCUAUUGAAGAAUAUAAUGCUAGGCUAUUGAAAUUGAGUACUAAUUGUAACUUUAACGACAAGAACAAAGAGAAUAAAUCUCAGAUAAUUCAAUGUACUACACCUUCAAGAUUGAGGAAUCAAAACUCUUCGACUUAUGAACCAGAAGAUGAUGACUAUGCCUCACUUUUCCCUCAAGAAAGUCAAAGUUCCCACGACGACGAAGAUGACAAUGCACAUGAAGAUCCCAACACCAGCCUGAAUGAAAAACACAACGAAAACCAAAAAUCUACCACCUCUAGUACAGAUGUCGACAUAGCCUCUAACGAAAUGACCGCUGAUCGAAGACCUCAACGUAAUCGGAAGAAGCCCAGUCACUUAGAAGAUUACGCUACAGAUUUUAAUUCUGAUUAA
This is a messenger RNA of Ceutorhynchus assimilis (cabbage seed weevil), 681 nucleotides long. NCBI's taxonomy places the organism in Eukaryota, Metazoa, Arthropoda, Insecta, Coleoptera, Curculionidae. The record is from the annotation of a GenBank genome assembly.